Messenger RNA from Necator americanus (New World hookworm), 408 nucleotides. RefSeq lists its product as uncharacterized. The coding region runs from base 1 to 408 and encodes 135 amino acids. Lineage: Eukaryota; Metazoa; Nematoda; Chromadorea; Rhabditida; Ancylostomatidae. The transcript has a single exon. The record is from RefSeq and is a predicted model, not a curated record.
AUGCGAGGUACCAAAGUUCAACACAGCAUCAGAUCAUCGCCUCUUUCGAGGAAGAUUUUCCUUUACGCGCAAAGGAGAAAGCCGCAGGACUCACGGAACGAAGUCCCAGAACCAUCUGGACUGCAAAUUCUUCGUGUCGCUAUUCGUCUCUCGCGAAAAUACCACAAUAUCGACGAUGAACAUGAUCGGCUUGUGAUACGUCUCCACAACUUUACAAGGAAAGUGAAGAGUUUUAAAACUACAAGUAGAUGUUCGUCCCCCAAAAUUCCUGAACUAGUAUCCCCACGUGGAGCUGUACGAGUUGUGGGCAAACAUUUCCGAGCUUGGAAGGGUUUUGCAGAAGGCGAUGAAGGAAGAAGGAAGGGAAAAGGGCGAAGCUGCAAGGUUGGGAAAAAGCAUUCAGUAUGA